AUGAGCUGGUCGGAUGCCCUUUCCGCCAUAGCCGCUCUGGCAUUUCUACUGGCCAUACAUUACAUUGCACGCCGGCACUUCUUCAAAUCUUCCUUAGCGAAUCUGCCCGGACCCGGCGGUUACUCCUGGCUUCGAGGUCACACGAGGCAGCUAUACGACCGUCAAGGAUGGGACUUCCACCUGAAAGAAGUUCCUAGCUAUGGAUCUGCUGUGCGGUUACGUGGUUAUCUGGGGGAGGAUAUUCUCUAUGUCACGGAUCCUGUAGCCCUCCGUGCUAUCCUUGUGAAAGAACAUGGCGACGGUUUUGACGAGCCUCCCAUGAUCAUCGAGCGAAACAAACUUCUAUGGGGACCCGGGCUUCUCUCCUCGACCGGUUUGGCCCACAAACGUCAACGAACCCUCGCAUUCUCUGCCUUUUCGGAGAAGCGCAUCAAAUCAAUGACACCCAUGUUGUACCAUGUAGUGGAGGCCACCCUCCGCGAUCAGGUCCGUUUCGGUCCCGCGGAACUCGACAUGAUGCACUGGGCAUCGCGAUGCGCUCUGGAAUGCAUAGCACAAGCGGGCAUGGGCGUAUCCUUCGAUGCUCUGAAAGCAGAUUCCCAUCCAAAUGAGUAUAUGGUAGCAGCGAAGCAGUUAAUACCGUUAUCGUUCUCACUCCAAGCUUUCAUGCGCGCAAUCCCCCUUGUCGUCAAACUCGGAUCGCCAAAGUUCUUGGGAGCUUUGACUGCGUGCGCACCAAUUGCCAGCAUACGCAAGCUGCGCGACAUCUCAUACUUCCUGUUUGACACCAAUGCGGCGUUGUAUCGAAGACGAAAGCGUGAGGUACGGGCUGACGACAAACCUGCCGCACAUGGGAAUGAUGCCCUGAGCUUCUUGAUUCACGAGAACAACAAUGGGCCAGAAUGCCAACGCAAUACAGAUGAAGAGAUGAUAUCGCAGAUCGGAACUCUGAUGUUCGCAGGACAGGAUACGACCUCUGUUGCCCUGGCUCGUAUACUGCACGUACUGGCUUUGGACCAGCGUUGCCAGGAUUGCUUACGCGAAGAGCUACGAAGCGUGGGAGAUCACCACAUAUCGGCUUACGAAGUCCUCUCCCAGCUACCUUAUCUAGAUGCUGUUUGCAAAGAGACCCUGCGCUUUUACUCUCCGGUCACGCAGCUUCAUAGAGUCUCGCGACGGGAUGUGACGGUGCCACUUGGCCGACCCAUCAUAGGCAAAGACGGGACAGCCGUAGGAGAGCUUCUAGUCGAAGCCGGCACGUUCAUAGUCAUAGGAGCUACUGCCGUGAAUAGAGAUCCCCUCAUCUGGGGACCUACGUCCGAGCAAUGGAUCCCGGAACGUUGGUUGGAUCCACUGCCGAAGAGUGUUACGGAUGCGCAUCUGCCAUCUGUGUAUGGGAACUUAAUGUCGUUCAUGGGAGGUGGGAGAUCAUGUAUCGGCUUCAAGUUCGCAGAGGCCGAGAUCAAGGUCGUCUUGCACGUUCUGAUAUCGCGGUUCAAAUUCGAGCCUCCAGCGAGCGCUGACAUUCAAUGGUGCAUGUAUAACUUUGCUACGCCCACUGUCGACGGCAAGCCAAGCCUUCCGUUAAAGGUGACCAUGCUUCCCCUUUAA
Messenger RNA from Peniophora sp. CBMAI 1063, 1611 nucleotides. The record is from the annotation of a GenBank genome assembly. NCBI's taxonomy places the organism in Eukaryota, Fungi, Basidiomycota, Agaricomycetes, Russulales, Peniophoraceae.